Drosophila erecta is the source of this 1473-nucleotide messenger RNA. It is a transcript of the gene KdelR, whose product is annotated as ER lumen protein-retaining receptor. Lineage: Eukaryota; Metazoa; Arthropoda; Insecta; Diptera; Drosophilidae. Gene Ontology annotation, cellular component: cis-Golgi network; membrane; endoplasmic reticulum. The transcript is spliced from 2 exons. Gene Ontology annotation, biological process: protein retention in ER lumen; endoplasmic reticulum to Golgi vesicle-mediated transport. The record is from RefSeq and is a predicted model, not a curated record. The coding region runs from base 283 to 921 and encodes 212 amino acids. Gene Ontology annotation, molecular function: ER lumen protein retrieval receptor activity.
CAUCCCUGGACAAAGGCGAUAGGUCGGAACCGCGAGUCAGCGCUCACAUGCGGCCACGUCAUUUGAACUCUCUUCGGCUCUCUCGUUUAUGCUGACAUUCUGAGAAGUUUUUUGAGGAAGCGGCAAAGCCCUCAGUUUUCUACUCGUUGGCAAAUUAGGCGAAAAGCAAUUUUGGUAACGCGUGCGUUCCGAGACGCAGCGAAAGGGCGAAAGCAAAAGGAAGUACAACAAACAAGCAGCCAACCGGACAGCCAAGUAGCCAAGUCGGCGGAUUAGAUCAGGAUGAAUAUCUUUCGCUUUGCUGGGGAUCUAUCACAUGUGUUUGCCAUCAUAAUACUGUUGCUGAAGAUAUGGAAGACCCGCUCGUGCGCCGGAAUAUCGGGCAAGUCACAGAUCCUGUUCGCUGUGGUCUAUCUGACGCGAUACCUGGACCUGUUCACCACCUACGUGAGCUUGUACAACUCGGUGAUGAAGGUGCUGUUCCUGGCCACGUCCGGUGCCACCGUGUACCUGAUGUACGUCAAGUUUAAGGCCACAUACGACCACAAUCACGACUCGUUCCGCAUCGAAUUCCUGCUGGUGCCCUGUGCCCUGCUCGCUCUCGUGAUCAACCAUGAAUUUACCGUGAUGGAGGUGCUCUGGACCUUCUCGAUCUAUCUGGAGUCGGUGGCCAUUCUGCCGCAGCUGUUCCUCGUGAGCAGAACCGGCGAGGCCGAGUCCAUCACCAGCCACUACCUCUUCGCCCUGGGAUCAUACCGCGCACUCUACUUGCUUAACUGGGUGUACCGGUACAUGGUCGAGUCGCACUACGACCUCAUCGCGAUCUUCGCCGGAGUUGUCCAGACCGUUUUGUACUGCGACUUCUUCUACUUAUACAUUACCAAAGUUCUUAAGGGCAAGAAGCUCCAGCUGCCGGCAUAAGCGGAUAAGUGCAUUGAUGUGGGGCAUUUGUAUUUUGUCGGUACACAUCAUCAAUCGAGGUCAAAGUAAACAAGCGAGCGAUCCACGGGCCGUUUGACAACGCGUAUUUCGUUCAUAUUAUACAAAAGAUACAGAAUCGAGAGCAGCGCCUAAGUUGUAAUUAUUUUAUGAGAAAUAAACCUAAACACCGAAAGUAAACUAUCUUGCAAUACCGACAUCGUACAUUGGAAAUGUGACAAAUGUAUUAAUCUCCGUUUUCCGAACUGCACACACUCGGCUAUCACAAAUUUUAGAAUCCAAAAAUAUUAAAACAUUACUCCAGUAAGAGAUAACGUUAAUUAACAAAAUCUAAACCAUGUUUUUCUCUUUUGCGCGGAGGCUUAUCUGAUUCGCAAUAGUAUCACAAAAGAAGUCUUAGAUUUCUUUGUUUAAUUAAGAAUUUAAAGUUAUGCAUUAAAUAGCUUUUAAGCCAACUGUAUCCUAAAAAUCCGAGUAAGUUUAAGUCUUAUUGUGUGGCUAAUAGUAAAGUUAAUUAUGAGCGAUGUCAACAUA